UGAAGGAAAUUGUCACAAGAAAGAUUUGAGACAGACUUGCCCUCGCAGCGCCUUUUUACAGUCUUCUUCACCGGAAAGAGGAAAUGCAUUACGUAGUGAUUUGACGAAAUGAUAAUGACAUAUCAGUUAUUUAAAAAAAGCACAGUUUAUCUAAUGCGAGAAGACGACGGCUACGUCGUCUUAUUCCACUGAGCGAUUUUAAGUAUGUACAUGUGUCAUAUUGACGAUUGUACAAUUUCUACCAUAGCUAACUUAGUUUACACGCAUAAAACAUUACGCAUUACUUCUGUACCAAAUACCAGAUCCAGAUAUGUAGAGGAAAAAACAGGCAAAUAUGAAACAUAAAUUGUUAUUGCUGGUGUGAUGUUGAUCGAGUUUGCGUACGAAUGUUUCUUCGCGUGGUUUCUAGUUUGAAAAGUACACAAAAUCUCUCGUAAUCGGAUCACGAUAAAAUCUAUCUGUACUGACCAGCUAUAAAUAACUGCUUUCCUAAUUUUUUUUCUGCAGCGAUGAAUUAUAACAUGUAACACAGACUUUCUAUGUGUAUUUCACUGUGCUGUUAGAAUCCAAUUAUUAAAUUAUCGCGCUGUUCUGUUUCCUGUGCGCUAGGAAUUAUGGGAUAUGGAAGUGGUAGUGAAAUCGCGCGAGCCACCAUCGUUGCCGACUCGCUAAAGGAGGGCAUAAUCGACCACUCCCCCUUAGCCCUUGCUGCUUUGAGACACACUUCAACAUGGCGACGGGUCUCGGGAACGCGCAAACGAAGGCGGAGUGGUGAGGCGGAGUGUGUAGGGACCAGUUUGGGAUUGGGCCGAUAUAACGGCACAUUUGAUAUUUUUUUUAUCUAUCUGACGCGUUUGAUCAACGCGAUUUACGUUUUGAAUAUGCGACGAACUGGUUGCACGCCGUGGGCAGGGCUAAUACGCAAUAUCCGUGUACGUAAAGGGCACGUCAGCGGCACUCGUCUUGGGCAUGCGUUAUUACAGCCUAUUAGCCAAUUUUGAAUGUGCCGCGAAACGGGAUGAAGCCAUUUCGGGCAUCAGGACGAACCUCCUCACUGCCUCCAAGUCGUAGAAAUGGGGGCAGGAAAGGUCGCCAGGCGUUUUUUCAGGAAGAAGGCCCCAAUGCAGGAGCCAUGUGGCAUGAAACCAGCAUAAAAUGCAGGAGCAAAGAUGGUUAUACCAGGAAGGUCAAAAGUCAGGAUACAUGGAACCCAAUGGCUCAGAAUUCCAUUACUGCUCUGGACAACAUGUUAAGCUUGUCUAUCAUGUCUGUCCUGACCAUGAAACAGAAGGACAAAGAGCAAUCUCAGAAACAUCUGAAUAACCUGAAGGACAGGUUCAUGUCAAUCUGCACACAGCUAAAGGUCCCCUCCCAAAAACAUGGUGCCAUUCUACAAGGUUCUCACCUUCACCAGGUUGAAGCCAAGAGGGCAACACUGGGCAAGCAGUGUCUGGAGGUUAUUGAGGAGCAGGUGAGCACAGUCGUUAGGGCUCUGGAACAGCUUGAAGGUAAGAUAGAGGUACUGAAAGAGGAGAACAGGAGACUGAAGAACAAGCUGGAGGAGCAGGAGAACAGUUGUCAAGAGUUCUUGCAGUUGGCUGAACAGGGUAUCCUGCACCUGCCCACUUUACCUCUCAGAAAUGGACAAGAAUGCCCCCUGCAGGAGCAGAUGGUCGGGAUGGUGACAGGGCCUGGUGUGGCUGGCCACCUGGUACAGACCCUAAAGAGCUCUUUGGAACUGGAGGGCAUGCACGCAUUUCUGGAGAAAUCUCACCAGCAAGCUGAUGGCCUCCUGUGGAACACAGGCCAGCCCAACCACCACUGUCCCUUUCCUCGUUAAGUGAUGAUGAGGAUGUUGGAUUCAGCAGAGUUUAUAUACACAUAAUUUUUUUUUUUUUUUUUAGAAUAAAUGAGACAUUACUUCUGGUGUUGUAAAAUUCCUUCCAGAAACAGGCCUAGGUUUCUGAUUUCUGAUUCCAAAUCUUGAGCUAAUCAUUUAAUAAAUAUUUAAAUAUACAUACACAUACA
Molecule: messenger RNA, 2028 nt
Organism: Paramormyrops kingsleyae
Lineage: Eukaryota; Metazoa; Chordata; Actinopteri; Osteoglossiformes; Mormyridae
Gene: cenpq
Product: centromere protein Q
Cellular component (GO): nucleus
Source: RefSeq, a predicted model, not a curated record